GGCGCGCUCUUCUUCCCCUCCCCCCUCCUCGAUACUCCUCGCGCUCUCCUCAUCCCCUCCACAACGGAUCCGACUUCCUGUCGGCUUUUGACGGCUAGAGUGGAUUUAUAAGAGUGUCCUCUUGAGGUUCAAAGCGCUACUUUAGUUUUUUCUUCUUUCCAUAUAUUAUAAUCCCCGUUCCCCCCUCUCCAGUCAGCAACUUGUAUAUCUCCAUCCUUGGUCAAGAUAGUCCUCCAGAAGCAAAAUGGCUGACACUGUCGGAAAGACCAUCACCUGCAAGGCUGCCAUCGCCUGGGCUGCUGGCGAGCCUCUGUCCAUCGAGGACGUUGAAGUCGCUCCUCCCAAGGCUCACGAAGUCCGUAUCCAGAUCCUACACACUGGUGUCUGCCACACAGAUGCGUACACGCUCUCUGGAAAGGACCCCGAGGGUGCUUUCCCUGUUAUCCUCGGCCACGAGGGUGCCGGUAUCGUCGAAUCUGUUGGCGAGGGUGUCACCUCCGUGAAGCCCGGUGACCAUGUCGUCGCUCUCUACACUCCCGAGUGCGGCGAGUGCAAGUUCUGCAAGUCUGGAAAGACCAACCUUUGCGGUAAGAUCCGGGCUACCCAGGGUCGCGGUGUCAUGCCCGAUGGCACCACCCGCUUCAGGGCCCGUGGCAAGGACAUCCUGCACUUCAUGGGUACCUCCACCUUCACGCAGUACACCGUCGUUGCCGAUAUCUCUGUCGUUGCCAUUACUCCCAAGGCCCCCACUGACCGAACCUGCUUGCUCGGCUGUGGUAUCACCACCGGUUACGGUGCCGCCGUUGUUACCGCCAAGGUUGAGGAAGGUUCCAAUGUCGCCGUCUUCGGUGCCGGAUGUGUCGGUCUCUCUGUCAUCCAAGGUGCCGUGAAGAACAAGGCUGGUAAGAUCAUUGUUGUCGAUGUAAACGAUAGCAAGGAGGCCUGGGCCCGCAAGUUCGGUGCUACCGACUUCGUUAACCCGACCAAGCUCGACGGAAAGAGCAUUCAGGAGAAGCUGAUUGAGAUGACUGAUGGCGGCUGUGACUACACCUUCGACUGCACUGGCAACGUUGGUGUCAUGCGUGCUGCCCUCGAGGCCUGCCACAAGGGCUGGGGUCAGAGCAUCAUCAUUGGUGUUGCUGCUGCUGGCCAGGAGAUCUCCACUAGACCAUUCCAGCUGGUUACCGGACGUGUCUGGAGGGGAUGCGCUUUUGGUGGUAUCAAGGGCCGUAGCCAGCUUCCUGACCUUGUUGACGACUACCUGAACGGCAAGCUGAAGGUCGAUGAGUUCAUCACGCACCGUGAGCCCCUGGCCAACAUCAACACCGCCUUCGAACAGAUGAAGCAGGGUGACUGCAUCCGCUGUGUUGUCGACCUGAAGGCGUAGUCGGUUACGCCCCGGAAUUCAAAUAAUAUGGAAGUGAUCCACAUAACUGGAUAUUCCUCUUAAAUGAAAGCUCCUGCCAGGCUUCCAUCGUAUGGAGAAUAACGUGAAUCUCAUGAGAAGUCCGUGGCUCUUCGGUAGUGCAACUGAUCCGUUGCACUGGGAUGGAUCAUCAGGGAAGGAGUUGCCGCUCAUGCGGAAGCCGCAAGCCAUGGCCUCCUAUAUAAUGAUUCCUGUUGCCAAACAGCUUGUGUAACUAGGGUGAAAAGUCGACUCACUUGAGGGGUGUCUGAAGUGAGAUAUUUAACGUUGACUAGAAAUGAUAAAAAUGAAGUUCGGUGCAUCAUGCAAUGUCUUCUUUCGAUGUAAAAUUCUCCAUCUUCUGAAGGCGAUACCCUUGUAUGAGUUUCCCUUGAAAGCAAUUGCA
Messenger RNA from Paecilomyces variotii, 1811 nucleotides. RefSeq names its product formaldehyde dehydrogenase. The record is from RefSeq and is a predicted model, not a curated record. Lineage: Eukaryota; Fungi; Ascomycota; Eurotiomycetes; Eurotiales; Thermoascaceae. Gene Ontology annotation, biological process: formaldehyde catabolic process. Gene Ontology annotation, molecular function: S-(hydroxymethyl)glutathione dehydrogenase [NAD(P)+] activity; zinc ion binding. Gene Ontology annotation, cellular component: cytosol. The coding region runs from base 245 to 1387 and encodes 380 amino acids. The transcript has 6 exons.